Molecule: messenger RNA, 480 nt
Organism: Rhizophagus irregularis DAOM 181602=DAOM 197198
Lineage: Eukaryota; Fungi; Glomeromycota; Glomeromycetes; Glomerales; Glomeraceae
Source: RefSeq, a predicted model, not a curated record
AUGAAUCAAAAGUACUUUAUUAUUUCAUUCACUUUGCUUGUAUUUUUUUUCCUUACAAAUGUUGAAAAAUCUCUCGGGUGUCAUCCUAGUGGAGAAGGCGAUCAAGGCGCACCCCACUAUCCUGAAGUUACCAAUGCCUCUUUUACAAGUGGAGAACUCACAAUUACAAUUCAAACUUGGGAAGGACGUACACCAGUUCAAGCACUCGGUCACUAUACUUUCCACGCUGAUAGUGGUGUUGAAUGGAGAUUUUUGAAGAAUCCUCAGUUUGUUCAAGGUCAUCAUUGUGAAAUAGAUGGUAAUGAGGUUAAUCCAUACACGGAAACCAGGUCAUUUGAUGCUUCUCAAACACCUUCUAAUACCUGGUUUGAUAUUUGGGUUUCAGUAUAUACUAAUUGUUACCAUAGGGAAUUUGGUUCUAGUGAAGUAGGCUGUUUAUCUUUUGAUAUACAUUAUCGAGGCUGGCAACCUCCUCUUUAA